GAGAGAGAGAGAGAGCUGGGAGCUGUCAGCUGGACAAGUCCCGUUUCAUUCGAUCGCCGCUCACUGGGGUUGCGGGGCUGAGAAAGGCUCAGACUUUUUUUUCUUUGUUAUUGUUGUGGGGUUUUUUUUGGAGGGGGGGAAGGGGGCGUGUGUAUGCUUUGAGAUGAUUUGUUCUUUUGCUCACACGUGAAUGUAGGAUCAGCACAGGUGGAAAGUGGCGUGAGAAGGAGAGAGAGGCUGUUUGGAAGUCCGUGCUAUCGCUUAAAUUCCUGGCGGCGUGGAGAGGCGCUUCAGUCCGCAGUUGCAGACCAGGCUGGUGCACACACACACACACACACAGACAGACACAGACACCCAGCCCACAGACAGAGAGGCUGCACUGGGAGCCAGGCUACAGCGACUGCUCUCACUCUCUCCCAGCUCUUUUGAUUUCUUCCUGGUCCAGGGAUCCACUCCGCCAGCACCAUUUCUUCCAAAGGCAGGCAGGACGACCGUCCAGCUCUUACCCGGGGGGUCCGUAAGAAGCGGCUGGUGGCCGCCGCGGUGGCGGUGCUGAUGGUGCUGCUGUUGGUCAUCCUGAUCCCGGUGCUGGUCAACUCGGCCGGGACCUCGGCCCGCUACGAGAUGCUGGGCACCUGCCGGAUGGUGUGUGACCCUUACGGCUCCAAAGCCACCACGGCGGCGGCGGAGACGGUGAGGGACCACAGCCUGAUGCCUUUACCCACUUUCAUCCAGGGACCCAAAGGGGAUCCCGGGCGCUCGGGGAAGGCCGGGCCCCGGGGACCCCCCGGGGAACCCGGGCCGCCUGGUUCGGUGGGGCCGCCGGGAGGGAAAGGGGAAGCGGGGAGACCGGGGUUGCCGGGUUUACCGGGACCUCCCGGGCCCAAUGCGGGAGCGAUCAGCGCCGCUACCUACAGCACGGUGCCCAAGAUCGCCUUCUACGCCGGCCUGAAGAGGCCCCACGAGGGCUACGAGAUGCUCAAGUUCGACGACGUGGUCACCAACCUGGGCAACCACUACGACCCGGGCACCGGCAAGUUCACCUGCUCCAUCCCCGGCAUCUACUUCUUCACUUACCACGUCCUGAUGAGAGGGGGAGACGGCACCAGCAUGUGGGCGGAUCUGUGUAAGAACGGCCAGGUUCGAGCUAGUGCCAUUGCCCAGGACGCUGACCAAAACUAUGACUAUGCCAGUAACAGCGUGGUGCUGCACCUGGAUGCAGGGGAUGAAGUCUACAUUAAACUGGAUGGUGGCAAGGCGCACGGUGGCAACAACAACAAGUAUAGCACCUUCUCGGGAUUUAUAGUCUACGCAGACUGAGGGAAGAAGCGAGCAACAGAA
Messenger RNA from Chiloscyllium plagiosum (whitespotted bambooshark), 1341 nucleotides. Its product is annotated as complement C1q-like protein 3. The record is from RefSeq and is a predicted model, not a curated record. NCBI's taxonomy places the organism in Eukaryota, Metazoa, Chordata, Chondrichthyes, Orectolobiformes, Hemiscylliidae. Gene Ontology annotation, molecular function: protein binding.